AAAUGGCUAUGGCUUUUACACGCAUCCUUCGCAAUCUGAUAUACGUUUCAUAUCUGAUACUGGUUAUCAGCGUUUUGGCUCAGCAGCAGGAUAGCAGUCCUUGUGCAAUCACUGAUGAUGGUGUUGGGGUGUGUGGGUACAACGGAAUCUGCCAGGUCUCCGGCCUUUCAAGUAAUUGCACUUGUCCUCCUGGAUUCGAUUUUGUGGACCAGGGUAACUACUCAAAGGGAUGUUUUCAGAACAUAUCCCGGCACCAGAGCUGCAGUGUCACUGGCGUGAAAAUGCAAAAGAUUGAGCAGAUAGAUUGGCCUAACAAUGAUUACUGGUACUCGAAUUCCACAAAUGAAACUGCUUGCCAGGAGGCAUGCAUUCAAGAUUGCUUUUGCACAGUGGCUAUUUACAACAAUGCUAGCGGCACAGAAUGUUGGAAGAAAGCAUUGCCUCUCAAAAAUGGCGGUUCAAGCGCUACACGAAUAGCCUUUGUGAAAGUCUACGAUGAUGGUCCUCCCACGCAGUCAAAGGAAAGGAAGGAAGGGAAGGGGCUAAUGGUUAUUGGCAUAAUUCUUAUGGUUUGUUCCUUUGUCUUUGCAGCAAGUUUGUUAUUUAUUUGGAUGUAUAUAUGGCGACCCAAACUGAGAUACUUGCAAGAGAAUCAUAGGGUUAAUCCGGUGGGGAUGAAAGCAUUCAGUUAUCAAGAGAUAGAGGUUGCAACAGGAGGCUUCAAGGAAGAAGUAGGAAGAGGCGCCUUCGGGAAGGUCUACAAGGGAGUCUUAUCUGACGGACGAGCAAUUGCUGUGAAGAAACUUGACAAUCAGCUCUCUAAUGGUGAUCAGAAAGAUGGAGAAAAGGAGUUCAGAUUAGAGAUGGGUAUCAUCGGGGCAAGCCAUCACAAAAAUCUUGUUCAACUCUAUGGUUUCUGCGACCAGGGCUCCCACAGGAUUUUGGUGUAUGAGUACAUGCCCAAUGGGUCUCUGGACAGAGUUUUAUUUAAGGGCACAGGCAAUCUUGAUUGGGAACGGCGUGUUCAGAUUGCACUGGGAACUGCCAGAGGAAUCCUCUACUUACAUGAAGAGUGCACGACUCCAAUACUCCACUGUGAUAUAAAGCCUCAAAACAUCCUCUUGGAUGAAAAUCACAAUGCUAAGAUAGCCGAUUUUGGAAUAUCAAAAUUGAUCGGUUCAGAACAAACAAGAACGUUUACUGUGGCCCGCGGCACCGUCGGGUACAUUGCUCCUGAGUGGCAGAAGAGCAUGGCAGUUACGGUGAAAGUGGACGUGUAUAGCUUCGGAGUGGUAAUCUUGGAAAUUAUAUGUUGCAGGAAAAUGUUCGAAUUGCAUGUUCCAGAAAACGAAAUGAUUUUGUCUGAUUGGGUGUAUGAGUGCUUCAAAUAUGGGAGUCUUUUAAAGUUGAUGGAGCAACAAGAACGCAGAGGUAUUGAUGCAGCACAGUUGGAAAGAAUGGUGCUCGUGGGGCUCUGGUGCAUUCAAGAGGAUCCUAUUCUCAGGCCAUCAAUGAAGAAAGUAGUUCAGAUGCUUGAGGGAACGAUUGAGAUUAGAGUGCCUCCUUAUACAGGAUCUACAUAAAACUAGUGGUCCAAUUUCUUCUUUGUCGGUGUGGCAUCUGACCGUUAAUUAGUGAUAGUUGUAUACGUUUUUAAAAUUCUAGAGCGGACUAUUUCUUGGUCUCGCCUUAUUUAGGGCUUUUUGUCUAAAAUGUUUGUUUUCAGGAAGCAACAGCCAAUUUUUCCUUAAUAAAAACAACUCUA
This is a messenger RNA of Cryptomeria japonica (Japanese cedar), 1765 nucleotides long. RefSeq names its product G-type lectin S-receptor-like serine/threonine-protein kinase LECRK4. NCBI's taxonomy places the organism in Eukaryota, Viridiplantae, Streptophyta, Pinopsida, Cupressales, Cupressaceae. Gene Ontology annotation, biological process: protein phosphorylation. The coding region runs from base 3 to 1583 and encodes 526 amino acids. Gene Ontology annotation, molecular function: protein kinase activity; ATP binding. The transcript has a single exon. The record is from RefSeq and is a predicted model, not a curated record.